Pimephales promelas (fathead minnow) is the source of this 3205-nucleotide messenger RNA. RefSeq names its product inositol polyphosphate-5-phosphatase A (gene inpp5a). Lineage: Eukaryota; Metazoa; Chordata; Actinopteri; Cypriniformes; Leuciscidae. Gene Ontology annotation, molecular function: inositol-polyphosphate 5-phosphatase activity. The record is from RefSeq and is a predicted model, not a curated record. Gene Ontology annotation, biological process: phosphatidylinositol dephosphorylation.
GGGACUCACUCCAGUAGCGGUGUGUGUGUGUGUAUGUGUGUGUCGGUCCCUCAAACUAACGCGAGCAAUGCGCGCACGGAGGGAGAACCGAACGACAGCGAAACACACUCCUCCACAGACCGGUGUUCGCGUCGGAUUAAACCGGGGAGAUCUUCAAAUCAUGGCCGAGACGGGGAAGAAAUAAAGCCUGACGCGUUUGAGUCCGGAGCGAUCUCGCGUAACGUUCCUAGAAGCGCACGAGUAUGAACGAGCCCAGCUGAUCCAGACUCGAACCCGCAGAGUUUAACCAGACGAACCACUACUCGACUCCACCACCACAACACUGCUCGUUCCAGAAACGGCUCAAAUUAGCUCAUUAGUUCGGGUCGCGAGCUAAUUAACGAUGGCGGGGAAGCUGACAGCGCAGGGCGCGGGAAUAUUGCUGGUUACUGCCAACGUUGGAUCACUGUUUGAAGAUCCGGAGAACCUGCAGAAGCUGUGGCUGCGCGAGUUCUGCCAGACGGUUCAGGCUCACAGGCCUCAGUUUGUGGCGGUUCACUGUCAGGAGGUCGGCGGGAAGAACUACGAAGCCUCCAUGACACACGUGGACAGUUUCAUCAAAGAGCUUCUGUCCAGCGACGCCAUGAAGGACUACAACCGUGCACGAGUUUACCUCGACAAGAACUACAAAUCCCAGGAGCAGUUCACAGCUCUUGGGUGUUGCUACUUCCUCCAUGAAUCCUUGAAAAACAUCCAACAGUUUGAUUUCAAAGCCAAGAAGUUCAAGAAGGUGUUGGGGAAGGAGGUCCACUGUGACGCUCUGAGCUCAGGCUCGCUGGAGAAGGAGAAGUUUCCUCAGGACUAUUUCCCGGAGUGCAAGUGGUCCAGAAAAGGCUUCAUCAGAACCCGGUGGACUCUGGGAGACUGUGCCUUUGACCUGGUGAACAUCCACCUGUUCCACGACGCUUCGAACUUGGUUGCGUGGGAAAAGAGUCCCUCGGUUUAUACAGGCACACGACAGAAAGCUCUCGGCUUCGUGCUGGACAGGAUCACGGAUCAACGCUUCGAGCGACUGCCGUAUUUCAUCUUCGGGGACUUUAACUUCAGGUUGGACUCCAAGCAGGUCAUUGAGAGUCUCUGCUCGACCGCCACCAUGCAGACGGUGAAGUCCGCUGACACUAAUGAAGUGCAGAAACUGAUCUUCAAAGAGUCCGACAACGACCACAAGGUCCUCCUACAGGUGGAGAAGAAGAUGUUUAACUACAUUAACCAGGACGUUUUCCGGGAAAACAAUGGAAUGCAGCUUCUACAGUUUGACCGAGAGCUGUGUGUGUUUAAGGAUCGUCUUCACGAGCUGGACAUCUCGUUUCCUCCAAGUUACCCGUACAGUGAGGACUCCAGUCAGGGAAAGCAGUACAUGAACACUCGAUGUCCCUCCUGGUGCGACCGAAUCCUCAUGUCCUCCUCGGCCAAAGACCUGAUCAUGAAGCCGGAGAAUGAGGAGAAAUCAAUAACGUAUGACAACAUCGGACCCAAUGUGUGUAUGGGAGACCACAAGCCGGUCUACUUGUACUUUCGGUUAAACACAGGGGCAGGUAAACCUAAUGCAAAUAAGCACAAGUGUUGUGUCGUGCAGUGAUGUGGAAAUCGGUGCCAAAAGGUGGAGAAGAUUUCAUGAAAAGCGGCCCUGUGCAAAGCUCCAACAUGGGUGGAUGGACACACACACACACACACACACACACACAUGCAAACAGAGGACUCUGUAAAGACUUUUCAGCAGGACUGACCAGUCGCAUUUGUCGCAGUGCAUGCAAUCACGUCCAUAGAAACGACACAUUGAGUUCAUGAAUGCUUCAAGAGUCGAGAUCAUGGACACACACACACACACACACUUCCACUCAAUCGCCAUCAGAUGCUCUUCUCUGACGUCUCUCAGCCUUGUUUCCAAAACUCUAAUAUAGACCACCUGAAAUUACUCUACAGAUUUUAAUCUUUUAGAUACGCCUCUUGAUAAUAUUACAAGCUUCUUCCGUAUCCAGGAUGUAAGAUGUUUUAAAAGGUGCAAUGCAAAAAAACAUGUUGUUGUAUUUCUCUAUUGUUAGGUUUAUUUGUACAUUGGAUUAUCUUUAAUGGAGAUACACUUCUAGACGUUCUUUGUGUUAGAAUAGAUAGGUAUAUUCUGUUUGAUUUCUUUCUUUAUGGAUUAUUAUUUAUCUUUGAUCUCAGAUGUGUUGUUGCUUGCACUCUGCCGUGCCGCGUACCGCCGCCAACUCUCAUUUUAUAUACCGUACUUUUUAAAGAGAUAAUUUAUAAUUCGUACCAAAACUAUUAUGCUGACAUAUUGAUACAAACGGCUGCUUCGGGUGUAACGUUUCACAUGUUUGAAUAGUUCUAAACAAACUGCGAAAUCCACGUCAUUAUUAGCAGAAUAUGCCAUUUCAGCCAAUAUGAUUUAUAUAUAUAAAUAUAUAUAUAGCCAAUUUAAUUAUUUUUUUUAAGCAGUGCCAUAAACCAUGCAAAUAUAUACGAUAGUUUGGAUAGCAGUCUUGCUCGGUUAUUACAGUACUGUUCUUACUCUAACUUAUUUCUGUGUAAUAAUGUUAUGGUUCUGAAUGUGAUAUUUUAAUAGGCCUGGGUAUCUUACAAAUAGCUGUAUCCUUUUCUUUUUGUAUGAUUUUUUUUGUUUCUAUAUUAUUGUGCCAUGGUGCCAACUAUUGAAUUGAACUCAGUCAAAUGUAGAGUUUAAGUUAUGAUUCAGUUCAGCUGUAAGAGGAGAAACACUCAAAUUAAGGACCAGGAGAAACUUCUUUACACUUUACUUUACUGUGGCCGUUUUACACAACAUGUGUUUUUACAAACAUAAUCACAUAUGAAGUUUUACUGGGAUCACACUGUUACAUGAACACUGUACAGUAAAGUGUGAGUGUUAACUCCUCAUGUUUGUGUGUGUGUUCUCAGCAUCAGUGCCGUUUGCUUCUCCUGGUUUAAUUCUACACUACAGAGUUGACAGAGUAGAUGGAUCCUUCAUUUCUGAGUCAGUGGGAAUGAUUUUGUGUCGCCUUGACAGUGAUUUGCUUAGAAAAACUGCUUGUUAACUGUUUUCCCCAUGCAGCAGGUCAGGAGAUAGGAUUCACUCUUUCUUUAAGCAGAUAGCGAUUAGACCUCGCGGAUGGCAAGACCUCCAAAAGCAAUAAAACCAUUAGAACUCAGUGAAUGAAUCAAUGAA